GGCUGCAUCUCGGCCCCUUUCUGCUGAUGUCACGGCCCGGGGCCCCGCAGCCGCCUUCCCCGGGCAGGAAACCCUUCCCUGGAUCCUCCUCCCUCGCCUCUCCCCUCCCCGCGGGAGCGGAGCCCGCAGCCCCGGCCACCCCACACGCGGAUGCCCCGGCAGGGUCUGUCCAUGGAUGCCAGCAAGAAGGUGGAUCUGAAGAUAAUCAUCAUUGGAGCACUGGGCGUGGGCAAAACCUCCCUCCUGCACCAGUUUGUGCACAAGACGUUCUAUGAGGAUUACCGCACCACGCUGGGUGCCAGCAUCCUCACCAAGGUCCUCGUGGUGGACAACACCUCCCUGAAGCUGCAGAUCUGGGACACAGGGGGACAGGAGCGAUUCCGAUCCAUGGUGUCAACCUUUUACAAAGGCUCGGAUGGCUGCAUGCUGGCUUUUGACGUGACAGACAGGGAGUCCUUUGAGUCCCUGGACAACUGGAGAGAUGAUUUUCUGGAGAAGGUCAUCCCAAGGGAGCAAGAUUUCCCCAUGGUCGUGCUGGGGAACAAAAUAGACCUCUGCGACCGGCAGGUAUCCAAGGAGACGGCCUCAGCCUGGUGCAAGGAGAAGGACAUCCCUUACUUCGAAGUCAGCGCCAAGAACAACAUCAAUGUCGCGGAGGCUUUCGAGACCCUGGCAAAGCAGGCGCUGGCAACGUACAAAGGGAUCUUUGAGAGUUACCUAACUGACUCCAUCAAACUCACACCCAGCGACAAGCCCAAGAAGAGCUGCUGCUGACCCCGGGCAAGCACAGCCCAGGCGGGCCGGACCCCACGAUGUCCAUGGCCAUCCCGGCCUCGGAGGCUGCCCAAGCCAGGACCCCAUCAGUGACCACUCAGCACACUGGGACCGGCUGCUUGCGCACCCCAGGACUUGCUGCUUCCCACCCGUCCGGAGCUGCUCUCCCGCCGUCCCCCUUGAUCCGCCGGCACCCGAGCGGGUGACUCCCCGUGGUGACGGUGCCAGGGCGCUGCUCCGAUGCCCUCCCAU
Messenger RNA from Pezoporus flaviventris, 1026 nucleotides. It is a transcript of the gene RAB7B, whose product is annotated as RAB7B, member RAS oncogene family. Gene Ontology annotation, biological process: endosome to lysosome transport; phagosome-lysosome fusion. Gene Ontology annotation, cellular component: phagocytic vesicle; late endosome; lysosome. NCBI's taxonomy places the organism in Eukaryota, Metazoa, Chordata, Aves, Psittaciformes, Psittacidae. The record is from RefSeq and is a predicted model, not a curated record. Gene Ontology annotation, molecular function: GTPase activity; GTP binding. Bases 151 to 774 code for a protein of 207 amino acids. The transcript is spliced from 6 exons.